UGCGUGUAUUCAUGUCCUCAAAAUCUAGUUUAACCUCUUCUCACCUUCCACAUACCACUUUUCAUAGCUUAGUUAUUUUUCUGACCUAAUUUACUAAACCAUAUAAAUUCUCUAUCCACAUGAUACCUUAUUAAAUUCCAAACAUCAAUAACAUUCUGAUUCUUCCAAAAUCUUGGUCUUCUUCUUUAGAAAUUCUAGAUGGAUGGACAAGAUCAUCAUCUUCAUCAUCAUGAAGAAACCCCACCAAUAAUACCAACACCAUUAUUAGGUAGUCCAAUGUUAAUGCCACCCCACAACCCUCAACCAAUCUUACCAUUUCUCUUUCCCUCAUCAAACCAUUAUUCUUCUCACGAUGAUCCAAAUCGAGUCAUAGUACCAGAAACUAUCCAUCAUGAUGAUUUGCCCGGCUUAGGGUUUCUUCCUAGUAGCACAUUAAUGCAUGGAAAUGAUCAAAACAUAUUGCCAUAUUUCGCAAGUAAUAUAAAUUCGGAAUGUGUUGGUAAUAAUAAUAAUAAUCUUCAACGUUAUGUAUCCCUGGCGGAGGCUACAACGGCUGCGGCGGAUAAUGAGAAGAUGAUGAGCUGGGCAGGUGGCGGGUCUACAAGUAGCACUGGCGGUGGCGGCGGCGGUUGUGGUGGGAAGAACAAGAAAAGUAGCAGUACUCCGGUGCCGAAAGUGGUGUUCCAGACGAGGAGCCCGGAUGAUAUUCUUGAUGAUGGAUAUCGUUGGAGAAAAUAUGGCCAAAAAUCUGUCAAGAAUAGCAAGUAUCCCAGGAGCUAUUAUCGGUGCUCACAUCAUACGUGCAACGUGAAGAAACAAAUCCAGAGGCUAUCAAAGGACACAGGCAUUGUGGUGACAACUUACGAGGGAGUUCACAAUCAUCCUUGUGAGAAGCUCAUGGAAACCCUUUCCCCUCUUCUCAACCAAAUUCAGUUCCUCACUACUCGCUUUACUUGAUUAAUUCUGUUCACCUCUUUUUUUCUUGAUCAUCGUCAUGUGUAUACUCAACAAUAUUUAAGGUCAAUUAACUAACGCUAUGUGAAAAGAUAAUUGUAAAAUUCUCGUGUUUGUUAGUAGUAUAACAUGAAUAUCGAGGUUGAAUUUAUAAUUCACAUAAAAUAUGUCUAUUUAGUAAUUUGUUAGGACGUAUAGAAUUUAUUGAAUCUUAUAUAAUUAGAACUAGCUAGAGAGAAUCUUUUAGUUUCCCUGUGAAUGCUAUUCGUGAUUUGUCUAUAUUGAUAUUACAUACACUGG
This is a messenger RNA of Oldenlandia corymbosa var. corymbosa, 1254 nucleotides long. The record is from the annotation of a GenBank genome assembly. NCBI's taxonomy places the organism in Eukaryota, Viridiplantae, Streptophyta, Magnoliopsida, Gentianales, Rubiaceae.